This is a messenger RNA of Mollisia scopiformis, 1062 nucleotides long. RefSeq names its product MT-A70-domain-containing protein. NCBI's taxonomy places the organism in Eukaryota, Fungi, Ascomycota, Leotiomycetes, Helotiales, Mollisiaceae. Gene Ontology annotation, cellular component: RNA N6-methyladenosine methyltransferase complex; nucleus. The record is from RefSeq and is a predicted model, not a curated record. Gene Ontology annotation, molecular function: nucleic acid binding; methyltransferase activity. The transcript has 2 exons. The coding region runs from base 1 to 1062 and encodes 353 amino acids.
AUGGCUUCCUGUAUUUUAUAUCAGAAUUCUGAUGCAAGCAUAUCAAUUAUCGAUAUUCCUUCCUCUAUAAAAUUUGCUCAGGUGUCUCCAACUUCAAGCCGAAGAUUGCUUUCGUCGGAACCUCUGACAAAGCCAUUUCCUUCAGUCGAGCCGAAGAGUCGCAAGGCAAAAGAAAACCUAGGAGAGACGUCUUUGGAUACUCUGUUCCUGUCAAAGCACUUGCAGUUUGUUCUUGAGGAGUUGAAGGCAGAAUACCACGGAGAAUGGUGUCUGUCUCGAGCUGUACUGUCCCAAUCCUCUGAGAUCAGUCUCAAGAAGCGGAAGAACAGAGAUUUUGAACACGAGAGUGAUCAGAAGAAUGCCGGAGGUCCUGCAAGCGAGACCUUUUGUUCGUUCAGUACAGAUUCAGAUGAGACAGGGAGAAUGCCACCAAAUUCAACUGUCCUCUGCGGAGAGGUCGUUGCAACAAGAGACACUUUCGCAUCGUGCGCCCCGAAUUUUGACUUGAUCAUUAUGGAUCCACCAUGGCCAAACCGCUCUGCACGCAGGAAGAAAUCUUACGGAAUUUCAUAUGGAAGCUCUGAGAUUCGUGAAUUGCUAUCCUCAAUCCCAAUAGGAAGCCAUCUGUCUGAAGAUGGCACUGUUGGGGUUUGGGUAACAAACAAAGAUGCAUUCAAAGAUAUGCUGCUCCAGCCAGGGGGUUUAUUUGAAGAAUGGGGGAUUGUUCUGGCAGAAGAGUGGAUUUGGUUGAAGACUACAUUGACAGGCGAACCUAUUUGUCCAUUGGAUUCAGCGUGGAGGAAACCAUACGAAAUUAUGCUCAUUGGAAAGAGAGGGAUUGCUCAUAACGAAACUGUCAAGAGGAGGGUUCUUAUUGGAGUGCCAGACUUACAUUCUCGGAAGCCGAACUUGAAGGCACUAUUUGAUCAGCGCAACCAGAAGAGGAAAUAUGAAGCCUUGGAGAUCUUCGCUCGGAAUAUGACUGCUGGAUGGUGGGGCUGGGGCAACGAGGCCCUCAAAUUCCAAAUGGACACGCAUUGGAUAAAUGGAGAAGGCAAUUGA